AUGGAAAACGGCGACAAAAAUAUUAAGGAACAAGGCAGCGUGUCAAUAUCACCGAACUUAGAAAGAAUUGGAGUGAAAAUUCCACCUUUCUGGGCAGAGAAACCCGAAUUAUGGUUCGCGCAGCUAGAAGGUCAAUUUUUGCUAGGAAAUGUUUCAGCCGACGCAACGAAGUUUUAUAUUGCAAUUUCACAACUUGAUACGCAACACGCAGUCGAAAUCGAAGACAUAAUCUUGAAUCCUCCAGACACGAGGAAGUACGAGAAGUUGAAAGAAGAAUUAUUCAAGCGUUCAUCAAAAUCCCGCGAACAAAAACUUAAACAGCUACUCGAACAUGAAGAAUUGAAUGAUCGCAAACCUACGCAAUUUUUGCGACAUCUGAGAAGUCUGCAACCCGUAGAUACAGUUCCAGAUUCCCUAUUACGAACAAUUUGGAGUGAUCGACUACCUAGCCAGAUACAAGCAAUCAUUGCCUCUAGAAAAGAUAUGUCUUUAGAAGCAGUGGCGGAGUUAGCUGAUGAUAUUAUCAAUGUCAUACCACCAGCAUCAAGAAUCGAAACUACUGCAAUAUCUGCUACACAUGGUAAUAUUACAGAACUUACAAAAUCAGUGGAGGACUUACGAAAGCAAGUAAGUAAAUUACUUGCCCAAAACAAAACCAAGCGACGUUCAAGAAGUAAUAGUCCUUAUAUUAACAGACAAUCAAAAAAAUACGACGUUUGCUGGUAUCACCAUCGCUGGCAGGAAAAAGCUUUAAAAUGCGUGAAACCAUGCUCAUUUCAGCAAUCAAAAAACAUGAAGGGCAGUCGCUAA
Ctenocephalides felis (cat flea) is the source of this 810-nucleotide messenger RNA. RefSeq lists its product as uncharacterized. The transcript has a single exon. The coding region runs from base 1 to 810 and encodes 269 amino acids. Lineage: Eukaryota; Metazoa; Arthropoda; Insecta; Siphonaptera; Pulicidae. The record is from RefSeq and is a predicted model, not a curated record.